AACAGAAAAAGCAGAGAUCACCAACACCUCUGAGGUACCAGCAGCUGUAAGGUGCUCUGAGGUGUUUCUGGUACUUUCAUUGCAUAAUUAUAAUCAUAUACUAAUGAUGUGUUUUCUUCUUUUCUGAUCUCAUUGAAAUGUGUCCUCUCAGCCUCUCCACAGUGUGAGUAUCAGUUUAAAAGAUCAGUUUUAUUGAAUGUUUUCAAACACUGUUGUUGCUGCUCAGCAUUUCUCUCUAAAUUUACUCUGAAUCACAAUGAAAGUAUUUUUACACUGAUUAUAGAAAAUGUAUUUUCAUCUUCACCAUGAUGUUGAUCACGGUCAACAUCAUGGUGAAGAAACUUUCUGAGAUAAAAAGUGUAACUGACUGAUUCUUACUGACAAACAUUUUGCAGGUUCUUACAAUGUCACAAACAACAACACGUCUGGCUUGCAGAUUGAAAUAAACCCCCGUGGUAACUACAACAUUUCUCUUAUUGAAGAAGGCCGACCACAGACUGGAAAGAUAAUCCAAGCUGAUCAGUUGAAUCAAAUCCCAGUGGGGAAAACUGGACACCUGAAGCCGUGCACUGAUUACAGUCUUAAUGUUUCAUUUACUGAAAAACCUUCAUUAAAUAAUACUGGAAAAGAAAUAUUCUGUCACUCUACGGAAAAUACAUUUAGAACAGAUCCAAUGAGUGAAAGAGACGUUAAUGAAACCAGCUGCAUCCCUGGAUAUGUUUGUUAUGGAAGUGACUGGGACAUCAGCUCUUCAAUAUCAACACCAAAUAAACGUUCAGUUGUACCAUGUAGAAAUGAUGAGAAGACUUUCUGUGUCAGACCUGCUAACGAGGACAUUUGCUCAGAUUUGACUGUAACCUUUACUCCAGGAGAGUGCAGAGGCUCUUCCUUUAACGUCACCAAAAGCAUCAGUGUUGAUUUCUUAAAUCCCAGUGAAAUACAGCAGAUUAAACCCACUGGACUUCCUGCAGAAAUUAACACAACGUUACCUGAUUUACCAAAGUGUAAAAACCUCUCAGUUAGUUACACCUGUUCAGAAAAUAACAAAGCUGAUGUGAAACUGUCUGAGCUGAAGCCGUUCACAGACUACAGCUGUACUGGUCUGAUCUUACAGAACAGCAUCAGCAUAAAUAAGACGACUCCAUCUGUCCACGUCAGGGUUGAUUGUGAGCUUACAAUAACCAACAUAAAGAAGGAUUUAACCAGUACUUCCAUUGAGCUCAGCUGGAAAACAACCAGUAAGAACUGUCAACAGGUCCUUCCCCUCCUUCAUGAGCUUUCUUAUGACUGCAGUUGUGAUGGUCAGACAGGUAAAGUUACAAGUCCUGAUGGAGGAACGUGUGUUAUUACUGGAUUAAAUCCAUUUACUGGUUAUACCUGUCGAGUCCGAGCCAAAUACAAGAACAAGAUUCAAGUUUCCACUGGGGGUGAAGUUAAACUGCAAACUAAGGUUGGAACACCUGCUGCAGUCACUGAGCUGAAAUUACACGUUCACGAACAUAAUACGAUCAAAGUGAGCUGGCACAGACCCUCUACGUUCAACGGACCUGAGAGAAAAUAUAUAAUACGUCUAAAUACAGCUGAUGAUAAGGAAGUGACAAAGAAGGAGCUAGAAGGUACAAAAUAUGAAGUCGAAUUCAAAGAUCUGAGCUACUCUACGAGCUACAAAGUGAAGGUGACGGCUCACAACGGACACUAUGAGAGCAUCCCUCAAAUAAGUGAAAUCAGCACUUUGUACAACAACAAAGCUGUUAUUGGGUUUCGUGUCUUCCUCUUCAUCGUCAUUGUUCUGGCUUUUCUUUUUCUCACCUACAAGUUCUACAUUCAGAAGUUCAGAAAGUCCACAAAUGACGUGAAUGACGACAUGGAACUUGAAGCAAUUUAUGAGAACCGACAACCUCCUGGAUGGCAUCAUAAAGAAGCUCACUGAUCAAAAAAGACAUUAUGGAGCAGCACAGUCAGUCACCAUUAACUCUUUAUUGUUUGGUAUGUUUUUUGUUUCUAUUCCAGCAGUAAAAGAAAAAAAGUAUUUUGCUGCAUUAACUUAAGAGCUCCAAUUUAAUCUUACUGUUCAUUUUCCUAAUUGUUCACAUAGCAUGGCACUCUGAAAAAUAUAUUUAAAAAAUUAAAAACACAAAUUAGCAGCUGUAACGUUCCCAGUUACAGCUGAUCGAUAUGCAUCCAUCAGCAGGUGAAUUGAUGCUUUUAGUUUUUGUUCAUGUGUCUUUCACACAUUUGUAUGUCUGCAGAAAAUUUGAUUUAAAUACUGUUAAAUGUAUCAAGAAUAUUAACAAAUUGACCAAAAAAAUAAAUAAAAGAAAAGUGUGGUUUACAUAGUAGCAGGUCUCCUGUUGCCAGCAGAUCAGUGGAAAUGAAGCUCAAAGAUUUUGCAUGUGAAAAUUAGCAAGCCUCUUCUUUUUUUAGCCAAUACAAAAAUUAUUAUUCUUACAUUAAAAAAAACCAUCUGUUUAAAAAACAGGACAUGGCUGUGCAUAAUUUAAUGUUAUCAUCUCCACAUGUUUAGAUUUACCGAAGUCCC
Haplochromis burtoni (Burton's mouthbrooder) is the source of this 2539-nucleotide messenger RNA. Its product is annotated as receptor-type tyrosine-protein phosphatase C. The record is from RefSeq and is a predicted model, not a curated record. Bases 674 to 1930 code for a protein of 418 amino acids. Gene Ontology annotation, molecular function: protein binding. The transcript has 11 exons. NCBI's taxonomy places the organism in Eukaryota, Metazoa, Chordata, Actinopteri, Cichliformes, Cichlidae.